Messenger RNA from Parnassius apollo (apollo), 1071 nucleotides. NCBI's taxonomy places the organism in Eukaryota, Metazoa, Arthropoda, Insecta, Lepidoptera, Papilionidae. The record is from the annotation of a GenBank genome assembly.
AUGGCAAUACUACAACUAAUGUCAAUGUCACCAGCGAAAUUUAGAGAGUAUACUGAAGAAAAAUUUAAUAAAUUCGAUUUAAGCAAAACAAGUACAAGAAACGACGACAGACAGCAACUUGAAUGGACUAUUCAGAAAAAUAUACUGAAUGAAAAGACAGGAUUUAUGCAAACAUUUAUAACUACCAGUGCCGUUAUAGAAAAACAGAAGUCUCCCGUUUUGACUGAAAAAUCAAAAUUGAAACCAAAAGCUCAUAACGAUAUUGAACGAGAAAAUAUUGAAGUUGACUAUAAUGAUAUUAACUCUGGUUCUAAGGAAAAUAUUGAAUAUUUCUCAGGCAAUGACACCAUAGGCAUGGUUCGAAAACUGAAAUAUUCAACAACCACUGAAGAAAUUUUAAUGAGUGUUCACAGUGAUAGUGAUUUAUACGACGUCGACAUUGAACAGAUAGAAAACUUGAAAGACUUUGAUCUCGAAGAGACAGAAUAUCUAAAUAUUUUUGAUCUCGAAGAUGACGAGGUGGUAAAGAGAAAGAAUGAUGAGAGGGAAGCCGAAAUAUUUAAUGAAAUUAUGCGUAUGGACUCAGAGAAUGAAACAGAUACAAAAAUCCAAGAUAAAAAAACAGACAUUGAGAUGAACUUAAAUGAAUAUGGAUAUUUAGAAACCCAGAAGAGAAUUGAAGUAACAGAUAAGGAUAAGACUGAAGAACAAUUACAGACUGAUGAAGAAUUACAUACUGAAAAUAAAGACAUACCUAACUGCUUGAAAAAAAAUAUUGAAAAAAGAGAGUGGAACAUAGGAGAUAAUGUUCUGGUUAGAUAUUAUCAGAAAAAAAAAUGGCAAUAUUACAUCGGUUUAAUUACUGAUAUUAAUGACCAAAUUGAAAAAAAAUACAAAACAUCCUUCUUCAAAGCCAUUUCUAAAAAAGGUGAUGUCAUAUUUAAAAAACCGAAACGUUCAGAUAUAGAUUAUAUACCUGCUGAUAUAAUUGUAAAGGAAGUAGAUUUGUUGCAAAUUAAUGAAAAUAAUGAAUUCAUCUUGUUCAAUGAUGAAGAUUUGUCGUAUUUUUGA